AUGAGACCCUCGCCCCUCCCCUCUUCCUGGUCCUCUGUUGGACCCAACAGCACCUCUGUGACCCAACCUGAGAGCCUGCCUGGGUUCUACUGCCGACCGAGACCCGAGAAUCAGGAGAACCAGGCAAGGAGAGGACAGAGGCUCAACCCAUUCAGCUAUCCCUGCCUGGCAGGCCCUGAGAUGUAUACACAUACCAAGAGGAGUAGCCCCCUCCACCACAACAACCAAGAAGUGGCUGAGACUGGCUUCAUCAGUAGAACAGAGGAGGGAACGUCAGGGUACGAGAGCGAAGGCGGGCGAUCCCUCUCCCCCACCACCCCCCCGGACGGCACCUUCACCUCUCCCUCCUUGUCUCCCAUCUCUCUCUCUCUUCCUACAGGGAGGCGGCCACGUACAGCCUACAAAGCGGAGAAGAUCAACAGUCUGGAGACGGCCUUCAAGAGGAACGCCUACCUGGGCACUCAGGACAAGGCCGAGCUCUGCAAGAGACUCAACCUUACAGACAAACAGAUCCGUAACUGGUUCCAGAACAGGCGUAUGAGGAUGAAGAGGAUGGUCCAGGAUGCUCUGGCCCAAGCCUGCCAAACUAAAGUAACAUCUCACCUGCUGCACUACACCGAGCGACAGGCCUACCGCCCAGGCCCCAACCCCACCUACCAUCCCCAUCACGCAGGAGCCGAGGGGGGCGCUUCCACCCCAUACCUCCACAACCAAUACAGCUCCUCCAUGGCCGGUCCAGCACUGCCCAGCCUCCCUGCCACCCCCAUGGACUCUUUAUACCAAUACGUCAGCCUCCCCGGUCUGGUGAUGCCAACUCCAAGGUCUAACCCACUGAUGGGGGCCUACCAGCCUCACUCUCACCUGUGUUAGAACUUUUGGAUGAAAUAGGGUGGUUCUCAAUAGUCUGAAGUGAUUUUAAGGAAGUGAGAUGAGGGUAGAAGCGACUUUAGAUUAUUGAGAUGUAUCCCACUACCUUACCAGCUUCUAUACUAUUCUAAUGUAUUGGCAACUAAAAAAAGCUACUUAAAGGAGUGGUGAAAUUAAGUUUUCCACUCCGGGUAGAGUGCAAUAAUGAACGUGUUCCUGAUUUCUUUUGUAUUGUCAUACUGUAAGUUCUAUUCAAGUAUAUUAACUUUUAAUGAAUCUAUGUGGCUGCUGUAUAAGUGUUCUAAAGA
Molecule: messenger RNA, 1175 nt
Organism: Oncorhynchus keta (chum salmon)
Lineage: Eukaryota; Metazoa; Chordata; Actinopteri; Salmoniformes; Salmonidae
Gene: ved
Product: ventrally expressed dharma/bozozok antagonist
Exons: 3
Coding region: 1-870 (289 amino acids)
Biological process (GO): central nervous system development; neuron projection morphogenesis; spinal cord motor neuron cell fate specification
Cellular component (GO): nucleus
Molecular function (GO): sequence-specific double-stranded DNA binding
Source: RefSeq, a predicted model, not a curated record